Messenger RNA from Hyaena hyaena (striped hyena), 4794 nucleotides. RefSeq names its product G-patch domain containing 8 (gene GPATCH8). The record is from RefSeq and is a predicted model, not a curated record. NCBI's taxonomy places the organism in Eukaryota, Metazoa, Chordata, Mammalia, Carnivora, Hyaenidae. Bases 43 to 4551 code for a protein of 1502 amino acids. Gene Ontology annotation, cellular component: nucleus. Gene Ontology annotation, molecular function: nucleic acid binding. The transcript has 8 exons.
CGAACCGGAGAGCUUCGUCCUAAGAGGAGCGAAGGCGGCAAAAUGGCGGACCGCUUCUCCCGCUUCAACGAGGACCGAGACUUUCAGGGUAAUCACUUUGAUCAGUAUGAAGAAGGACAUUUGGAAAUUGAACAAGCAUCACUUGACAAGCCUAUAGAAUCGGAUAAUAUUGGACAUCGCUUACUCCAGAAACAUGGGUGGAAGCUGGGCCAGGGAUUGGGAAAAUCUCUUCAGGGGAGAACGGAUCCCAUUCCGAUUGUUGUCAAGUAUGAUGUCAUGGGCAUGGGUCGCAUGGAAAUGGAGCUCGAUUAUGCUGAAGAUGCUACCGAACGGCGCCGUGUCCUAGAAGUAGAAAAAGAAGACACAGAAGAAUUGAGACAGAAGUACAAGGAUUAUGUUGACAAAGAGAAGGCCAUUGCCAAAGCAUUGGAAGACCUCAGAGCCAACUUUUACUGUGAACUCUGUGAUAAGCAAUAUCAGAAACAUCAGGAAUUUGACAACCAUAUCAACUCCUAUGAUCAUGCACACAAGCAGAGAUUGAAAGAUCUCAAGCAGAGAGAGUUUGCUCGAAAUGUCUCUUCAAGAUCCCGCAAAGAUGAGAAGAAACAGGAAAAAGCACUUCGGCGGCUCCAUGAAUUGGCUGAGCAAAGGAAACAAGCUGAAUGUGCACCUGGAAGUGGUCCCAUGUUCAGACCAACCACGGUGGCUGUAGAUGAAGAAGGUGGAGAUGAUGAUAAAGAUGAAUCAGCUACAAACAGUGGCACAAGUGCCAUGGCCACUUGUGGCCUGGGAUCUGAAUUCUCCACCGAUAAAGGAGGCCCUUUCACUGCAGUACAAAGCACCAAUACCACUGGCCUGUCACAGGCUCCUGGGUUAGCUUCCCAGGGCAUCAGCUUUGGCAUUAAGAAUAAUCAAGGAACCGCACUGCAAAAAUUGGGAGUGUCAUUUUCCUUUGCCAAGAAGGCUCCUGUCAAACUCGAAUCAAUAGCAUCAGUUUUCAAGGACCACGCAGAGGAAGGACCGUCUGAAGAUGGAGCCAAAGCUGAUGAGAAAGGUUCUGACCAAGGACUGCAGAAGGUGGGAGAAUCUGAUGGUGGUAGUAAUCUUGAUGGCAAAAAAGAGGAUGAAGACCCUCAGGAUGGAGGGUCCCUAGCCUCGACAUUAUCUAAGUUAAAAAGAAUGAAGCGAGAAGAAGGAGCUGGGGCUGCAGAACCAGAGUAUUACCACUACAUUCCCCCAGCACACUGCAAAGUAAAACCAAAUUUCCCCUUCCUACUCUUUAUGAGAGCCAGUGAACAGAUGGAAGGUGAUAAUAGCAUGCACCCCAAGAAUGCCCUAGAGAGCAAAAAAAGCAGUUCUCCCAAGCCUAAAGGCUGUAUCAAGGUGACAGCAAGCCAAGGGGCAGAAAAGACGGUUGAGGAAAUCUCCGAGCAACAGACGGAAACCAGUGCUGCAGAGCCCUCAGAGCCUGGAGGCAAAGCUGAGACAAAGAAGAUCUCAGGAGAGGAUGUAAGUGAGCAGAGUUUAGAGAGUCCAUGUCAGAAAGCUUCAGAGAAUCAAAUGUGUGAGUCUAACCCCUCUAAAGAAACCUCUCAGAUCACCCCAGCAGGGAAAGAAAGUCAGGAGGGACCCAAACAUCCUACUGGUCCCUUCUUUCCAGUUUUGAGCAAAGAUGAAAGCACUGCCCUCCAGUGGCCAUCGGAACUCUUAAUUUUUACCAAGGCAGAACCCUCCAUUUCAUACAGUUGUAACCCUUUAUACUUUGACUUUAAACUUUCAAGGAACAAAGAUGCCAGAGCUAAAGGGACCGAAAAACCAAAGGACAUAGGAGGCUCCUCAAAGGACCAUCUCCAAGGCCUUGAUGCUGGUGAGCCAAAUAAAAGCAAAGAGGGUGGAGAGAAUGUAGAACAUUCCUCACGAGGCAGAAUGGAUGCUCCUGCUUCUGAGUCGGCCUGUAGCAGUUUGAACAAGCAGGAACCUGGGGGCAGCCAUGGGUCAGAGACAGAGGACACAGGGAGAAGCCUUCCUAGCAAGAAAGAACGAUCUGGGAAGUCCCACCGACACAAAAAGAAAAAGAAACACAAAAAAUCCAGCAAACACAAACGGAAACAUAAGGCUGACCCAGAAGAGAAAAGCUCUAAGACAGAGUCUGGGGAGAAGUCUAAGAAGCGCAAGAAACGAAAACGAAAGAAGAAUAAGUCAUCAGCCCCUGCAGAUUCUGAACGGGGACCCAAACCAGAACCCCCUGGGAGUGGCAGCCCUGCACCCCCCAGACGGCGGCGGCGAGCUCAAGAUGAUUCCCAGCGAAGAUCCCUCCCAGCCGAAGAAGGGAGCAGCGGCAAGAAGGACGAAGGCGGAGGCGGUGGCAGCUCCCAAGAUCAUGGUGGGCGGAAACACAAAGGUGAGCCUCUGACCUCAUCCUGCCAGCGAAGAGCUAGCACCAAACGGAGCAGCCGGUCCAGCCACCGAAGUCGACCCAGUAGUGGAGAUGAGGACAGUGACGAUGCUUCAUCACACCAGCUGCACCAGAAGUCUCCAUCCCAGUACAGUGAGGAGGAGGAGGAGGAGGACUCGGGCAGUGAGCACUCCCGGAGCCGCUCCCGGUCAGGCCGGCGCCAUUCCUCACACCGUUCCUCCCAGCGUUCUUACUCCAGUAGCUCCGAUGCUUCUUCAGACCAGAGCUGCUAUAGCAGACAGCGCAGUUACUCCGAUGACAGCUACAGUGACUAUAGUGACCGAUCUCGAAGGCACUCCAAGCGCUCCCAUGACUCUGAUGACUCAGACUAUGCCAGCUCCAAGCACCGGUCCAAACGGCACAAAUACUCCUCUUCUGAUGAUGACUAUAGCCUCAGUUGCAGCCAGUCCCGAAGCCGGUCUCGGAGUCAUACCAGGGAGCGCUCAAGGUCCCGGGGCCGCAGCCGCAGCAGUAGCUGUAGUCGCAGCCGGAGCAAACGGAGAAGCCGCAGCACCACAGCCCACAGCUGGCAGCGGAGCCGAAGCUAUAGCCGUGACCGCAGUCGCAGCACCAGGAGCCCUUCCCAGAGAUCAGGUUCCAGGAAGGGAUCAUGGGGUCACGAGAGCCCUGAGGAGAGGCGUUCUGGUCGUCGAGACUUCAUCCGCUCUAAAAUCUACCGCUCCCAGUCUCCCCACUAUUUCCGAUCAGGCCGGGGAGAAGGUCCUGGGAAGAAAGAAGAUGGCAGAGGAGACGAUGGUAAAGGGACAGGCCCGCCCUCCCAGAACAGCAACGCUGGUGCCGGAAGGGGGUCAGAAGGUGACUGCAGCCCCGAAGACAAGAACUCCGUUACUGCCAAACUGCUACUGGAGAAGAUUCAGUCAAGGAAAGUGGAGAGGAAACCCAGUGUGAGUGAGGAGGUGCUGGCCACCCCUAAUAAAGCCGGGCUCAAGCUCAAGGACCCCCCGCAAGGUUACUUUGGGCCCAAGCUCCCCCCAUCUCUUGGCAAUAAGCCUGUUCUUCCAUUGAUAGGGAAACUCCCAGCUACCCGAAAGCCCAACACCAAGAAAUGUGAAGAGUCUGGCUUAGAAAGGGGGGAAGAGCAAGAACAGUCAGAGACAGAAGAAGGGCCUCCAGGAAGUAGUGAUGCCCCACUUGGACAUCCGUUCCCCUCAGAGGAAACAGCUGGCCCCUUAUCAGACCCACCCCCAGAGGAGCCAAAGUCUGAAGAAGCUACUGCUGAUCACCCUGUGGCUCCACUAGGCACCCCAGUGCACUCUGACUGCUAUCCUGGGGACCCCACUGUCUCCCAUAACUACCUCCCUGACCCCAGCGACGGGGACACCCUAGAGUCCUUGGAUAGUGGCAGUCAGCCAGGCCCUGUGGAAUCCAGCUUGCUGCCUAUAGCGCCAGACCUUGAGCACUUCCCCAGUUAUGCACCUCCCAGUGGGGAUCCUAGUAUUGAGUCAGCUGAUGGGGCUGAGGAUGCUUCCCUGGCCCCCCUAGAGAGCCAGCCCAUCACCUUCACCCCUGAGGAGAUGGAGAAGUACAGCAAGCUCCAGCAGGCCGCACAGCAGCACAUCCAGCAGCAGCUUCUAGCCAAGCAAGUGAAGGCCUUUCCGGCCUCGGCUGCCCUGGCCCCAGCCACUCCAGCCCUGCAGCCUAUCCACAUUCAGCAGCCAGCCACGGCCUCCGCCACCUCCAUCACAACUGUUCAGCACGCCAUCCUGCAGCAUCACGCGGCUGCCGCCGCCGCCGCCAUCGGAAUUCACCCCCACCCUCAUCCCCAGCCACUCGCCCAAGUGCAUCAUAUUCCCCAGCCCCACCUGACCCCCAUUUCCUUGUCCCACCUCACUCACUCAAUCAUCCCUGGCCACCCAGCCACCUUCCUCGCUAGCCAUCCCAUCCACAUCAUUCCUGCCUCGGCCAUUCAUCCAGGGCCCUUCACCUUCCAUCCUGUCCCGCAUGCGGCCCUCUACCCGACCCUGCUUGCUCCUCGGCCUGCUGCAGCAGCUGCCACUGCCCUCCACCUUCACCCACUACUUCACCCCAUUUUCUCAGGUCAGGACCUGCAGCACCCGCCUAGCCAUGGCACAUGAGUUGGGGGAGGGGAGCCCAGGUAGGGCCAGGGAAGGUGACCCAUAUAUCUUCCCUCGGAGGUGUUGAGCCAUUAAUACCAGCAAGUAGAAGCUGGGAUGGGCAGUGUCUGACAGCCAAAGAAUCAAGUUUUGGCUUGCAGGGGUGGUUUUAGAUUUGAGGUUUUCUUUGGGUUUACUAUCAGGGAUUUUUUUUCCCUUCCCCGUUUCUGUUUGUCCCUCCCUCUCCUGUGUUUCUAAGCUAGG